AUGCCUUCCUGGCUGAAUGUCAACCCCCGCGCCCUGAAAACGCUCUUCCGAUGCUGGCUUCCAGCAUGGAUAGGCUUCUUGCUGAUGGUGAUUUACCCGACCUUACAUACCAUUGGUCUCGCCACCUUUUUCACCGUAUUGGCUCAAUUUAUGUGCCCUCCCAAUGGCAUUGAAAUGAUCUUUGUUUUCACCGCAUUGUCUCUCUGGCUUGGCAUGUUCCUGGCCUGGGGAUGGGGCUGUAUCGUUAUGAAAGCAGCCCUAGCGGCACGUCCGGCCGCAGAGACCCAGGCCCAAUUGAUGCAUUUGGAGCAAGUUGCCCAGCAACGGGCCAAUCAGACAGGCGUCUCUGCCUCGAUCGAGGCAGAGAUCUUGGUGUUUGAUGGAUAUAUGCUGGAUGCCCGUGUCUCGGCUGUUUUCCUGGCUCUUGGCCUUUUGUUUAUCUACGUCCUCGCUCUCAUACGGAUGAAGAAUCCCAAAUUUACGUUUACACAGCUUUUUGGGAUUAUCAUCACCGAUCUUUUCAUGACUUACGGCCCAUUGAUGCCUAGUUUUAAGGGGACUUUGCCAAAGGUCAUUAUUAUCCCGGCCUCUAUCGGAUUGGGACUUGCCUUUGUCUCCUCGUUGUUCCUGUUUCCGCAGUCUACUUCUCAUAUCACUCUGGAAAUGAUGGAGAAGAUUGUGGAUGGGCUGAAGGUGCCCCUGAAGGCUAUUAUAGAAGACUACCCGGACUCGGAAUCGGCAGAACAGCAGGAUCUGGCGGUUCUGAAUGGAGCUAAGCAGAGUCUUCUCGGUCAAUGGCAGGCAUUACAGCCAACGCUCGGGUUCUUGAAGCUUGACUUUAGCGUUGGUCGGUGGAGCGACAAGGAUAUUGUGAGUCUGGACGAAAAGCUCCGUGGCGCUUUUAUCAGUACUGUGAAUGUUUUGAAUCUACGACUGUUUCGACUUCGAAAUACACUCCAGGCCCGCAAAGCUUUGGCAACAAUGCCAUCUGAUUCUGCUGCUCCUCCUGGUUCGUCUGCUUCAGACCCUUCUUCGUUUGAGCAGGAAUCGGAAGUAGAGGAGAACAAGCAGGAUGCAGCGGCAGAGGCAGCAGGAGAAAACUUAUUGAAGGAAAAGGCCAAGCUUCAAAAGAACAACAAAAAAGUCGGAUUGCAUCAAAUAAACGAGUUCACCACCUUUCUCAAAGCCAUCACUGACACCGACUCUCUCGAGGUGCAAGCCGAGACCAUUGAUAUGCUGCGCAGGGACGGGACGGAUGUUAUCCAACUUUGCCUUGAAGCACUGGACUCUGUGAAGGAUUGUAUACACGAUGUCAAUACGACAAGGCUAUUUAGUCGGUUGCCCAAGGAAACCUUUGAUAAACACGCUGAACAAAGCCAGGCUGUGCUUGAGAAACUGCGCGCUGCACGAGCCUCCUUUAUCAAAAAGACGACAGACGACUUGCUAGAGGCUAAUGCCGAAUUGUUCGACGCCAAUGGCAAGGUAAAGACUCUAGACGCUCAUCUACGCAACCGAUUCCGAGCUGUCAUCUUCGGCAUGGUCUUUGAGGAACAUGUUCUCAGCGCUGUCGACGGCAUCAUCCCACUAUUAGAGAAAGCUUCUUCGCUCUACAAAGAAAGGACCAAAAACCGGAUAUGGUUCCCUGCCGGAAUUCGACACACCGCUAGCUGGAUCUUCAAGCGAUCCGCAAAGGCGCCCGUUCACGCAGAGACUUCGUUUGAGGAUCCAGAUAAAGAGAUUGUCGAUCAAUCCGACCUGCUUCAAGAGAAGCUAAGGAUUGUCCGGGGUACGCGAAAGAGACAGCGCUCCAAAUUGGCCAGAAUCAUUAGUGGGUUUUAUCACUUUCUCGUAUCCCCGGAUUCUCUCUAUGCACUGCGUCUUGUCGUGUUGUCGCUGGCUCUGGCUAUACCCGCUGUGCUCCCUCAAACGGCAGGUUUCUAUUACAAACAGAGAGGCUUGUGGGCUUUGAUCAUGGGGCAAACGACCAUGCUGGCUUACAUGGCUGAUUUCACUUACUCGGUGCUAGGCAGGGUUAUCGGAUCAGUGAUUGGAGGCGUGCUAGGUCUGGUCGCUUGGUAUAUUGGGUCCGGUAGUGGUGAGGGAAAUUCGUAUGGGCUGGCUGCUAUUGUUGGAGUACUGCUGAUUCCGCUGCUCUGUGCACGGCUUUUCCUUCCACGUGCCUUCUUGUUACCGUCAAUGAUGUGUGCUGCGACGUUCUUGUUGGUGGUAGGAUAUGGGUUUGACUAUGGGCACGUUGCAUCUUACGGCUUACCGGGAUACGGAUAUCAAAUAUUCUGGCGGCGGUUACUUCUUGUCCUCAUCGGAAUUGCUGCUUCGAUUAUCGUACAAAUCGUUCCCCGUCCCGUCUCAGCCACUCGACAUCUUUGCCGGGCACUGUCAAAAGGCAUUCGGACGCUAUGCGACCACUACGCACUUCUACUCUCAUCUCUCGGCGAGCCCAACACUCCCGGUCUCGAAGCCGUUGUCGGACAAAUCUCCAUCCAACUAUCCCAAUCCCUAGGCGCGCUUGACCCGCUAAUUGCAUUAGUGCGAUUUGAGUUCUCAACUUCCCUCUUCGACAGCGCUUCGCUGGGCCAGAUUAAGAAACUCUGUGUCCAAAUCAACUACUCCCUCGCGCGUCUCCUUUACAUCACCUCUUCGCUAUCCGUGGAAUACCAGGAACUCCUCUCCCGGCAAGUCGGGAUGCGCAACCACCACAGUAUUGGCGAUGUGAUGGCUGUCUUGGGCGUGAUUGAGCAGACGCUCAAGACGGGCGAUGCGCUGCCAGAGGUCCUUCCGACGCCGCUUGUGACGAGGCAUUUCGCGCACUGGUCCAUGCCUAAUGUUGACUUGAUUAUGAGCAAGGAGAAAGUGCAGGAUGCGGAGUAUCGCAGAUUUUGCGCCGCGCUGAGCGCGUACUUGUUGUUUCUGGGCGGCGUGGAUGACCUAGUUUUGGCCAUGAAGGAGACGCUGGGAGAGGCGCAUGUUGUAUCUAGAGAGUUGUUGCAUCAGAUAUGA
Molecule: messenger RNA, 3018 nt
Organism: Talaromyces atroroseus
Lineage: Eukaryota; Fungi; Ascomycota; Eurotiomycetes; Eurotiales; Trichocomaceae
Exons: 3
Coding region: 1-3018 (1005 amino acids)
Source: RefSeq, a predicted model, not a curated record